GCUGCAUUGUCUCCCCACAAACAUACAGACAUACAUGUCUUCUGUGUAUGGUAGAUUUGAUCGGUGUGACAGUUUGGAGCUAUGGCGCCCAGCAACUUCAACUCCAAUAAUAAUGCGAGUGCAUCAUCACAGGAGAAUGGUUUUGUUGAUUCAUGCGCUCCUUUGAACUCUGAGAAGGCAGUACAGGAAAUUAUUAAGCCUCUUGUUCAAGGGACUGAUGACCAUCUAUUAGAGUUUUCAGAGGUUAUGAGAACUGUCACAAAGGCAUUAAGACAAGUUGCUGAAGCGAAGGCCUCUGCUAAAGCUGAGGCUGCUGAAUGGAAGCGUAAAUAUGAAAUCGAGAGGGCACGGUAUAUGAACGCGGAGAAUAGAGGCAAUAAGAUUUGUGCAAAGCUCGGAAGUUGCUGUACUCAGGCUUGUACAAAUAUUUCAAGGGGAUUCUUAUGUAUUAUUCUCCCUUGUCUUGUUUUUUGGGACAUUUGGAAGGAAUGUAUUGGACAAGUGUCUGGAGUUUUAUCUGAGGAGCAUAUCAGUGAGCCAAAUGGCCAGAGACCAGAGAACUUGGCAAAUCAUGUGUCCUUAUCAAAGAAAGCUGGUGAUCAAUCUGAAAACAUUUGUGGAAAUAAUGGGAUUUUCUCUCAUGAAGUUCUUCUGGAUGGAGAGACUGAACGUGAUUCGAAAGUGGUGCAAUGUAAAUUCAAGAGUAAGGCAUCAUUUAAACUAUCAUGGUGCUGUAAAGGUGAAAAAAGUGAUCAGCAUAAGCAUGAUAUCGUAUCUUUUGACAAGGGAAACAUAACAACUGCAGCACGCAGCAGUAAACAGAUAUCUUUAAAAUGGGAAUCUCCCCCACAAACUGUGCUUAUCAUGACCAAACCAAAUUCGGCAUCUGUACGCAUUCUUUGUGCAGAUAUGGUCAGGUGGUUGAAAGAGCAGAAACACUUGACCGUUUUAGUGGAACCAAGAGUAAAAUCUGAACUUCUAGCAGAAUCAUCAUUCUACAACUUUGUUCAGACCUGGACUAAUGAAACGGAGAUAUUGCUCCUGCACAUGAAAGUUGACCUCCUUGUGACUCUUGGUGGGGAUGGGACAGUUUUGUGGGCCGCUUCUAUGUUUAAGGGGUCAGUGCCUCCAGUUGUUCCCUUCUCUUUAGGCACUUUGGGAUUCAUGACGCCUUUUUAUAGCGAGAAUUUUAGAGAUUGUCUUGCUUCAAUCCUUCAUGGCCCCUUCAACAUCACUCUACGACACCGGUUGCAAUGCCAUGUGAUUCGAGAUGCAACUCGAAAUGAGGAUCACAGUGAAGAUGCUAUACUUGUAUUAAAUGAAGUUACAAUUGACCGUGGAAUUUCAUCAUUCCUCACCAAUCUGGAAUGCUAUUGUGACAAUGCUUUUGUUACCUGUGUACAAGGGGAUGGUUUAAUAUUGUCAACAACAUCUGGAAGCACUGCUUAUUCCCUGGCUGCUGGAGGAUCAAUGGUCCAUCCCCAGGUCCCUGGAAUCCUGUUUACACCUAUUUGUCCGCACUCCUUGUCAUUCCGGCCUCUAAUAUUACCGGAGCACGUAACUCUUAGGGUUUUUGUACCUUUAAAUAGCAGAAGCAAUGCCUGGGCAUCAUUUGAUGGAAAAGACAGGAAAGAGCUAGCACCAGGAGAUGCCCUUAUAUGCAGCAUGGCUUCUUGGCCUGUCCCAACAGCGUGCCAAGUGGAUUCCACGAAUGAUUUUCUUCAUAGCAUUCAUGAUGGCCUCCAUUGGAAUGUGAGGAAGACGCAGUCUUUUGAUAGCCCUCGAGUUGGAUAACUUUCAAUUCAUUUGCACUGAUAAGGAAAUUGUAGUUAUAUUAGAUUUGAUCAUGAGGCAAGGAUAUGUUAUCAAGCCGUUUCUGGUAUAUAUGGUUGCCGUGGUUCUAAAUAGGGCAAGUGGUAUUGCUUGAUCGCAAGGGGAUUAUAUGUAUUUAUUCACAUAAUAAGUAGAAGAUACAGGA
Messenger RNA from Daucus carota subsp. sativus, 1978 nucleotides. RefSeq names its product NAD(H) kinase 1. The transcript has 12 exons. The record is from RefSeq and is a predicted model, not a curated record. Gene Ontology annotation, molecular function: NAD+ kinase activity. NCBI's taxonomy places the organism in Eukaryota, Viridiplantae, Streptophyta, Magnoliopsida, Apiales, Apiaceae. The coding region runs from base 82 to 1794 and encodes 570 amino acids. Gene Ontology annotation, biological process: NAD+ metabolic process; NADP+ biosynthetic process.